Molecule: messenger RNA, 2777 nt
Organism: Rosa rugosa (rugosa rose)
Lineage: Eukaryota; Viridiplantae; Streptophyta; Magnoliopsida; Rosales; Rosaceae
Product: protein IQ-DOMAIN 23-like
Exons: 4
Coding region: 1237-2562 (441 amino acids)
Molecular function (GO): protein binding
Source: RefSeq, a predicted model, not a curated record
ACAUACUCUCUCAAAAAAAAAAAAAACUCACACCACAUACAAACGAACUUAUCAACUCUCUCUCUCUCAUUAGUUCUUUUGAGCAGGCUGCUAUCCAGAAGAAAAAGAUAUACUUUCCGUUCUGUUCGCAAGUCUACCAAAAGCAGGGCUCCAAGGAAGCAAUUGUUUGCGGCUGCCAGCGAUUAGUUGAAGACCGAACUCUUGAUUUUGGGGAUCAAAGCAUCGUCGUCGAACUGGUGAGAUGCAGAAGACGAGGAGGAGAGAGAGAGGGAGUAGAGUUCUGAUUGGGUGGAGAGGCGGAGGUCGACGACGGGGGCGGAGUCGAGGCCGGGUGGAGGUGGAGGUGGAGGUGGUGGUGGUCGACGGUGGCCAUGGCAUUGAAGAGAAUAGCAAUGAAGUAUGGUCAUAGCUGAAAGUGAGGUGGAGGAGGGUGGUCGGGGAUUGGGUCGGGUUUGGCCCUGGGUUUACAGUAUAUUAAACAACGAUGUCGAUCGAGGUCAGAGUCUAAGGUCCCAACCGCAUCGCAUGGGUUUGAUUUAUAGUGAAAGAUCGAAUUUUGUUUUGGACUUCUGAUAUUUGGUAGAUUUGGGCCAUGAACCGGAAUGAAAGUUCUUGCUCUCGAUCUUGAUCUAAUUGAAUUGGGGACCCUGGGUUUUUGUUAGUUAUGAAUUUGGGGAGUGAAUCUGUGGAUGAUAACUAACCAGUGUCCCAUUGUGUUGGUGUUGAUGCUGAUGAUGGCAUAGUGUUGAAAGAAAGAGAAUGGAAUAACAGGUCACCCGGUCAACUUUUUCAACCGUUAGAUUUCUGACUUUAUAUCCAACGGUCCAUAAUAAGCUGACGUGCCCAAGCAUAGCAAGCUCGGAGCAUUGUAGAAUUUCCGAUAAAACAAGCUAGUUACUUCAUUCGGUACCAUGUGGUCAAGUCAACAGAACAAAACAGAUAUUUCUAUCUCACCAGUUUAAAUGUGUGGGCCCCCACCUGCUAACUACCACUAGACAAAAAGGUGGAGGCGCGUGUUGCAACACCCCAACCAAGCGCGCGUGGUGUUAGUUUUCCCACUAUUCCAAAUUCCCCAAACCAAACGCUACUUAAGGACGGAGUGUGUGAAACAUGAAGAUAAGUAUCUUCUCUAUCACUCCUUAAUUACACACUUGCUCCUCAUCCGACCGCCAAAGUCUUCAGCUUUUUGUCAUGUUCUUCCUAGCUUAGCGGUCCGGUCCCGGCGAGCAAUGAGAAAUGGGCUUUUUCCGGCGACUCUUCGGCCCGAAAAAGCCCAAAAAGAAGACUAACAAAGCCGAAGCCUCCACUUCAGCUUCUCAAGAAUGGGGCUUGGACGCCAACAAGCACGCAAUAGCGGUGGCGGCAGCUACUGCCGCCGUGGCCGAGGCAGCUCUCGCGGCGGCUCAUGCUGCGGCGGAGGUCGUCAGGCUCACUAACGGCGUUGAGACUUCGGGGAACGUUAGCUUGCCAGUUAGAGUCAGCCGUCACCGCCACUUGGCCGCCGUUAAGAUACAGUCAGCUUUCCGGAGAUACCUGGCAAGGAGGGCCUUAAGGGCACUUAAAGCACUGGUGAAGCUUCAAGCAUUGGUGAGAGGCCACAUAGUGAGGAAACAAACGGCGGACAUGCUCAGGCGCAUGCAGACACUGGUUCGACUCCAGGCCCGUGCACGGGCAACUCGCUCACUCAUGUCAGAAUCAGUACAUUCUAGCAGCAAAUCCUCCCUGUCUUACAAUCCUCUCCCGGAAAGUCCUGACAAACUUGGAUCCCAGCACCGUGUUUAUAGUAGCAAAUUUGAUGGGCCCUCAUUGCUGAAGAGGUGUGGUUCAAAUUCAAACGCAAAGGAUGCCACCAGUCUGGACAGAAGACGUCUGGCCUCAGGAUGGUUAGAUCGGUGGAUGGAAGAAAGUGUGUGGAACAACCGCCGUGAUGCUUCAUCACUGAGAUAUGUGCAAGCAGAUAAUGAGAAGGUUGACAAAAUCCUUGAAGUAGAUACUUGGAAACCUCACUUGGGCUCCCAACGAAAUACCAGAACCUUUCAAACCGCACAGCAUGUUAUGGCUUCGGAUAAUUACAGUCCAAUGUUUAUGACAUUCGAUUCCCCGUCCAAACGCACAACAAAAGAACCAAACUUGAUUCCUAGUCAAUCUUCCAUGGAUUACUUCUCAUCGAGCUCAAUGAAAUAUCCUAUAGGAAAAGAUGAAGUACCGGCUUUAAGAACCGCACAGAACAGCCCACAAGCAUUUUCUGCCUUAUCGAAACCUGGAAGUAGUAGUGCUAGAAGAGGCCACUUCACGCCGACAAGGAGCGAGUACUCGUGGGGUUUCUUUAGCAGCUAUGCCGGUUACCCUAGCUACAUGGCUAACACGGAAUCAUCCCGGGCUAAGGUUCGGUCACAGAGUGCCCCAAGACAAAGGCUCGAAUUUGAUAAAUAUAGUUUGACAAAAAAAUCCGUCCAGGAGUUUUGCGAAGCAGGCACAUGUUCAGAAACAGGUUUAGCUCUAGAUACGGAUUUCAGGAAUAAAGCGUUUCUGAGCUCUAGCCACUCGAAUAGACUACGGUGAUGGCUGAUAUUUGCAUGUUUUUCUAUUUGUGUGUAUGGCGGCAAAUGUUUGAGUCUUAGCUAGCUGAUCUUGAUGUACAACUAAAGCUUUCGCGCCAUGGAUGUCAGAGUGGACAUAGUUUCCAAAACUGUGACUAAACCUUCAUGGAUUAAACCUCGGUUUAAUGUAAUAUUGAUUGUGCUUGUAUACAAUGUAUAUAGAUUUCCUUUCCUUUA